UAAUUUCAUUUUUUUGCACAAUCUUCCGCGUGCGCCUGCUGCUUCGGCGACUCGAGCUUCGCGGUUCGCAGGGAUGACGAGUCUGCACGGGGGCACGAAGGCCGAGUCGACUCACCACCGGCUCUACGAGUUCGCAAAAUCAGCACUCACCAGAAUCUUCGUCCACCCUUACGCCACGGUGUGCGAAUUGUACUGCGGCGGAGGAGUCGACGCCGAGAAAUGGGACGAUGCUCAAAUCGGCCAUUACAUCGGGAUCGAUGUUUCUUCUUCGGGAAUAAGCCAGAGAAGAGAAGCGUGGGAGAGCCAGAGGAAGGCUUACACUGCUGAUUUCUUUGAGCUUGACCCUUGCAUGGAAGAUGUGGAGAUGCAUCUGAAAGAUAAGGCAAACACAGCUGAUUUAGUUUGCUGCUUGCAGAAUUUGCAGCUGUGUUUCCAAACUGAGGAGAAAGCAAGGAAACUUUUGCUUAAUGUGUCAUCCUUAUUGAAACCGAGGGGAUAUUUUUUCGGUAUUACUCCUGACUCAUCUACAAUAUGGGCAAAGUACCAGAAGAAUGUUGAAGCAUAUCACAACAGAAGUGGUGGCAUGAAACCGAAUAUUGUCCCCAAUUGCAUUAGAUCAGAGAACUACAUGAUCACCUUUGAAGUUGAGGAAGAGAAGUUUCCUAUAUUUGGAAAGAAAUACCAAUUGAAAUUUGCCAAUGAUUUCUCUCCUGAAAAUCAUGUCUUGGUUCAUUUCCCAAGCUUCAUCAGGUUAGCUAGAGAAGCUGGUCUCGAGUAUGUGGAGAUUCAAAACUUAACUGAAUUUUAUGAUGACAACAGAGCACAAUUUGCAGGUAUGAUAAUGAGUUCGUGUUCAAACCUUGUGGAUCCUAGAGGAAGACUUCUUCCUCGAUCAUAUGAUGUAUUAGGUUUGUAUACCACAUUUAUAUUCCAAAAGCCAGACCCUGAUAUUACUCCACCGCUCAUGACACCAGUGCUGCACGAUGUAACUUACAUUCAAGAUGAGGAGAGAGAGUGGCAAGUGCCAGUGACAACUAUCUGGAGAGAUGAUGAAAAGAGCGUGCCUGUGGAGCCGCCUCCUGGCCUGGGCAAGAUUAGUGAACAGAAAGGGAUUUUGGGUCCUGGCCCUGCUGAGUUGCGUUUUUCCGAGGCACUUUGACCCCGUGGUUGAUGGAUGCAAGACGAAUGUGCAUGGAAGUACUGAUUAUUAACAUAGAGGAACCCGUGUUAUUGGCGUAAACACAUUGUAGCAGUAAGAGUAGUGUGUCCUGUUUAGAUCAUUUUUUUCUUUUCCUUUUGUGUGGAAUCUCGUACGCUUGGGUGGUAGAUUUUGUAAACGAGGUUAAGCGGAUGAAUGGAAUGAUUUUAUGAUUUGGAAA
Messenger RNA from Pyrus x bretschneideri (Chinese white pear), 1379 nucleotides. Its product is annotated as mRNA cap guanine-N7 methyltransferase 2-like. The transcript has 11 exons. Gene Ontology annotation, molecular function: mRNA 5'-cap (guanine-N7-)-methyltransferase activity. Bases 74 to 1159 code for a protein of 361 amino acids. NCBI's taxonomy places the organism in Eukaryota, Viridiplantae, Streptophyta, Magnoliopsida, Rosales, Rosaceae. Gene Ontology annotation, cellular component: nucleus. Gene Ontology annotation, biological process: 7-methylguanosine mRNA capping. The record is from RefSeq and is a predicted model, not a curated record.